Cladocopium goreaui is the source of this 585-nucleotide messenger RNA. Lineage: Eukaryota; Dinophyceae; Suessiales; Symbiodiniaceae. The record is from the annotation of a GenBank genome assembly.
AUGGCUUGCCUCCUCGAGUUUUCUCCUAACGGCAGGAACAUGGGAGGCCGUGCUUUGCGCGGGCGGCCGGAGCACACAGAUGCCAUUCAACACAGUGGCACUUGGCAUGUGCAGCUCAAGGGCGAGAAGGUAUGGACCGUGCGACCUACUGCAGAGCUUCAGCGGCAGGCGCCCUCACUGAAGGGAGGCAAGCCAGUGAAAAUCCACUGCAGAGAGGGUGACGUUUUGUGUAUCAACACCCGACUUUGGUGGCACAAGACCCACAUUCCAGCCGGCUGCAAGCUGUCCAUCAGUGUUGCCCGCGACAUGUACUUAGACGGCACUCGGCCUGGUGCCUGUGACAUGACGAACAUUGAAGGCCACUAUGCUGUCAGGCCAAUUCAAAAGGGUGCCAUCAUAUUUACGGAGGACAAUGCGCCACAACUGCAAUUGCCAAGGAGCUCCAGCUCUAAUUGUGGAGUUCGAGAAGGUCAAGAUGGCCGCCUGGUGGUUGCCGCCAAGCGAGCCAUCAGGAAGGGCGAAUGGUUUUCCAUCAGCGAAAGUGAAGAGGAAGAAGAGCCGAGAGGGCGAAAGCGGAAGCGUUGA